Lactuca saligna is the source of this 885-nucleotide messenger RNA. Lineage: Eukaryota; Viridiplantae; Streptophyta; Magnoliopsida; Asterales; Asteraceae. The record is from the annotation of a GenBank genome assembly.
AUGUGGAUAUUUCUGGUGAUGAUGACAAUUGUUAAUCUCGAAGGUACUAAGCAUGUAAGAAAAGAACCUCGACAAAUUUCAGUCACAUCAUCAGGUGAAGGAAGUGAAGGUGAACUCGAUCCAAAAUUGUGUAUGCUUCGUCGACGUAAACGUGCUAUGACAUCCAUUGAUGCAACAGGAGGAAGUGAUCGGAGAAAAAAUCCUCAAUCAACAUCAAAUUUGCUUGUUGGUGAAGGAACUGUCUGUAACACAACUGAGCCAGUAGUUUGCCAAAAUACGAAUUCUUUUCCCAAAUCCGACACUACAGAUUAUGCAUUAGUUGAUGUGUACUUUCUGACGUGUAGAUCAACCACAGAGGCGGAGGUUGGAAUUGUGAUGCGGAGCUUUUGUGAAAUGGAAUUCCAUACAUGGGAGAAAGUAGCAAAAGAAAAUAAAGAAGAAAUGAUUAACAGAUUGCAUGAAAAAUUUGAAUUGCUGCACGAAGAUAAAGUUCUAAUGGAGUAUGUAGAUGAACAAAUGCGGAGGCAAUGGAAACGCACACGAAAUAUUUUCAAAGAUUAUUGGAAGAAAAAUGGAGGAAUGACAGAUCCACAAUUUGCAAGAUGUAAAAUGAAGUCAGAUUGUCGUAGCGAAGAAGAUUGGGGUUAUUUGUGCGAUUAUUCGGAAUCAAAUAAAGCAAAGGAAAAUAUUCUCCAACUCAAAGAGGAAGAAUGUGCCAAAUUAGUUUCGGUGGGAACAAGCAUUACUCAAGAAAUGGAAUACGACAUAGAGAAAAAAGUCAUUAAAACUAUUUGUGCCAAACAUAAAACAUUACAAUCUGGAUGGGAGGCUUCAAGUGGACCUGUUAUGAGGAAAAAAGAUAUACAUCUCUUAUCAACCGCAUAA